Molecule: messenger RNA, 3876 nt
Organism: Lipotes vexillifer (Yangtze River dolphin)
Lineage: Eukaryota; Metazoa; Chordata; Mammalia; Artiodactyla; Lipotidae
Gene: NPC1
Product: NPC intracellular cholesterol transporter 1
Exons: 26
Coding region: 1-3876 (1291 amino acids)
Biological process (GO): cholesterol homeostasis; intestinal cholesterol absorption; sterol transport
Cellular component (GO): plasma membrane
Molecular function (GO): cholesterol binding; lipid carrier activity
Source: RefSeq, a predicted model, not a curated record
AUGAGUGCGUGCGGCCCGGUCCUCGGCCUCCUUCUGCUGCUGCUCUGCCCGGCGCAGGUGAGCGGCCGCCGGCGACCCGGACAGGCUGUGGGGGACGUGGUAUUUUCACAGUCCUGUGUUUGGUAUGGAGAGUGUGGAAUUGCAUCUGGAGAUAAGAGGUACAAUUGCCGAUAUUCUGGGCUACCAAAGCCGUUGCCAGAGGACGGCUAUGACCUGGUGCUGGAACUCUGUCCAGCGUUCUUCUUUGGCAACGUCAGUCUUUGCUGUGAUGUUCAGCAGCUUCGGACACUGAAAGACAAACUGCAGCUGCCUCUGCAGUUUCUGUCCAGAUGUCCAUCCUGUUUUUAUAACCUAGUGAACCUGUUUUGUGAGCUGACAUGUAGCCCUCGACAAAGUCAGUUUCUGAACGUUACAGCAAUGGAAGAUUAUGUUGAUCCUGUUACAAACCAGACAAAAACAAACGUAAAAGAAUUACAAUACUAUAUUGGAGAGAGUUUUGCCAAUGCCAUGUACAAUGCCUGCAGGGACGUGGAGGCCCCCUCGAGUAACGAGAAAGCCCUGGGGCUGCUGUGCGGGAAGGAGGCCGAAGCCUGCAACGCCACCAACUGGAUCGAGUACAUGUUCAACAAGAACAACGGCCAGGCGCCUUUCACCAUCACGCCCAUCUUUUCAGAUCUUCCAGCUCAUGAGAUGGAGCCCAUGAACAAUGCCACCAAGGGCUGUGAUGAGUCCGUGGAUGAGGUCACGGGGCCCUGCAGCUGCCAGGACUGCUCCAUCGUCUGUGGGCCCAAGCCCCAGCCCCCAGCCCCUCCUGUUCCCUGGAGAAUCCUGGGUCUGGACGCCAUGUACGUCAUCAUGUGGAGCACCUACAUGGGAUUCCUGCUCGUGUUUUUUGGUGCAUUCUUUGCUGUGUGGUGCUACAGAAAACGGUAUUUUGUCUCCGAGUACACCCCCAUUGAUGGCAAUAUUGCUUUCUCUGUAAAUGCCAGUGACAAAGGGGGGCCGUCCUGCUGUGACUCUCUGGGUGCCGCCUUCGAAGCCCGUCUACAGCGGCUCUUUGCACAGUGGGGCUUAUUCUGCGUCCGACACCCCGGCUGCAUCGUGUUCUUCUCCGUGGCCUUCAUCACCGCCUGUUCUUCAGGCCUGGUGUUUGUGCAGGUCACGACAGACCCGGUGGACCUCUGGUCUGCGCCCGGCAGCCAGGCGCGCCGGGAGAAGGAGUACUUUGACACACACUUCGGACCUUUCUUCCGCACCGAGCAGCUCAUCAUCCAAGCCCCCCUCACCCAGCCGCACAUGUACCAUCCUUACCCCUCUGGAGCCGGCGUGCCCUUUGGGCCCCCACUUGCCAUAGACAUCUUGCACCAGGUUCUUGACUUACAAACAGCCAUCGAGAACAUUACUGCAUCUUACAACAACAAGACUGUGACACUCCAGGACAUCUGCUUGGCCCCCCUCUCACCAUAUAACAAGAACUGCACCAUCAUGAGCGUGUUAAAUUACUUCCAGAACAGCCAUUCCGUGCUGGACCACAAAGUAGGAGACGACUUCUAUGUGUACGCGGAUUACCACACACACUUCCUGUACUGCGUUCGGGCUCCCGCCUCCCUGAAUGACACCAGUUUGCUCCACGAUCCUUGCCUGGGGACCUUUGGUGGACCAGUGUUCCCGUGGCUUGUGUUAGGAGGCUAUGAUGAUGAAAACUACAAUAACGCCACAGCCCUUGUGAUUACCUUUCCUGUCAAUAAUUACUGUAACGAUACAGAGAAGCUCCAGAGGGCCCAGGCCUGGGAAAGAGAGUUUAUUAAUUUUGUGAAGAACUACAAGAAUCCAAAUCUGACCGUUUCUUUUAAGGCUGAACGAAGUAUUGAAGAUGAAGUAAACCGUGAAAGUCAAAGUGAUAUCUUCACUGUUCUAAUCAGCUAUGGCAUCAUGUUUUUAUAUAUUUCCAUAGCCUUGGGGCAUAUCAAAAGCUGUAGCAGGUUUCUGGUGGAUUCGAAAAUCUCCCUGGGCAUCGCGGGUAUCCUGAUCGUGCUGAGCUCGGUGGCGUGCUCCUUGGGCAUCUUCAGCUACAUUGGGAUCCCCUUCACCCUCAUUGUGAUAGAAGUCAUCCCGUUCCUGGUGCUGGCUGUGGGAGUGGACAACAUCUUCAUUCUGGUCCAGACCUACCAGAGAGAUGAACGUCUCCAAGGGGAGACGCUGGACCAGCAGGUGGGCCGGGUCCUGGGAGAAGUGGCUCCAAGUAUUUUCCUGUCGUCCUUUUCAGAGACGGUAGCAUUUUUCUUAGGAGGCCUGUCCGUGAUGCCGGCUGUGCACACCUUCUCUCUCUUUGCGGGGUUGGCAGUCCUCAUUGACUUCCUCCUUCAGAUUACCUGUUUUGUGAGUCUCUUUGGGUUAGACAUUAAGCGGCAAGAGAAGAACCGGCUGGAUGUCCUCUGCUGUGUCGGGGGUGCGGCAGACAGAGCAGGCAUCCAGGCCUCGGAGAGCUGCUUAUUUCGCUUCUUCAGAGACGCCUAUGCUCCACUUCUGCUUAAGGACUGGAUGCGGCCCAUUGUGGUAGCGGUAUUUGUGGGUAUUCUGUCAUUCAGUAUCGCAGUCCUGAACAAAGUAGAAAUCGGCUUGGAUCAGUCUCUGUCAAUGCCAGAUGACUCCUACAUGACGGAUUAUUUCCAGUCCCUCAGUCGCUACCUGCACGCGGGCCCGCCCGUGUACUUUGUUGUGAAGGGAGGGCACGACUACGUUUCUCUGAAAGGGCAGAACAUGGUGUGCGGGGGCCUGGGCUGCAAUAACGACUCGCUGGUGCAGCAGAUCUUCACCGCCGCCCAGCUGGACAACUAUACCCGGAUAGGCUUUGCUCCCUCGUCCUGGAUUGACGAUUAUUUUGACUGGGUCAAACCACAGUCGUCUUGCUGUAGGCUCUACAACAGCACGGAUUGGUUCUGCAAUGCAUCGGUGGUUGACCCUGCCUGCGUCCGCUGCCGGCCUCUGACUCCAGAGGGCAAGCAGAGGCCUCAGGGCGCAGACUUCAUGAGGUUCCUGCCCAUGUUCCUCUCCGAUAACCCGAACCCCAAGUGUGGCAAAGGGGGACACGCCGCUUACAGCGCGGCAGUUAACAUCCUCGGCAACGGCACGGGCAUUGGAGCCACGUACUUCAUGACCUACCACACGGUGCUCAAGACCUCCGCUGACUUCAUCGACGCCAUGGAAAAGGCCCGCCUCAUCGCCGGCAACAUCACCAGAACCAUGGGCCUGGAAGGAAGUGAUCGCCAUGUGUUCCCAUACAGUGUGUUCUACGUCUUCUAUGAACAGUACCUGACCAUGAUUCACGACACUAUCUUUAACCUCGGUGUGUCCCUGGGUGCCAUCUUUUUGGUGACCGUGGUUCUCCUGGGCUGUGAGCUGUGGUCAGCAGUGAUCAUGUGCAUCACCAUCGCUAUGAUCUUGGUCAACAUGUUCGGUGUCAUGUGGCUCUGGGGCAUCAGUUUGAAUGCGGUUUCUUUGGUCAACUUGGUUAUGAGCUGUGGCAUCUCCGUGGAGUUCUGCAGCCAUAUCACGAGAGCUUUCACAGUGAGCACGAAGGGAAGCCGCAUGGAACGGGCAGAAGAGGCGCUCUCCCACAUGGGCAGCUCUGUAUUCAGUGGAAUCACACUAACAAAAUUUGGAGGCAUUAUGGUUUUGGCUUUUGCCAAAUCUCAAAUUUUCCAGAUAUUUUACUUCAGGAUGUAUUUAGCUAUGGUCUUACUGGGAGCCACUCAUGGAUUAAUAUUCCUCCCUGUCUUGCUCAGUUACAUAGGGCCAUCGAUAAAUAAAGCCAAAAGUUUGGCCGCUCAAGAGCGAUACAGAGGUACAGAGCGAGAGAAGCUCCUCAAUUUCUAG